AUGGCAAAUAAUUCAUUUGAUGAUAUAAACAACCAUUUAUUUAUCCAUGAAGAAAAUAUUGAAUUUAAAAAACAAUUAAAUUCAGAAUUAUUAAUUCAGAAUAAAAUAUUAAAGAACGAUAAUAAUGGUACAAUGCAAGAUGGACGAAUUAAAAAUGAAGAAGAUAGCAAUAACAUCAAAAUGGAACAAUUAUUAGACAAAAACAAUGAUAUAACGAGAAAAUCUAUUAAAGUUGAAAAGCAAUCAUCAUUUUCAUGUGAAUUUUGUAAUAAAACAUUUUCGUAUCGAUUCCAUUUGAUUGAACAUGUUAUGAUUCAUACGGGAGAAAAACCAUUUUCAUGUGAUUUUUGUAAUAAAACAUUUAGUCGACAAAGAAAUUUAGAUCAACAUAGACGAAUCCAUACGGACGAUAAACAUAAAUCAAGUCACAGUGUUGAAAAACGAUUUUUAUGUGAUAUGUGUAAUAAAACAUUUUCCACUAGAAGUCAUUUAUCGGAACAUAAACGAACUCAUACGGGUGAAAAACCAUUUUUAUGUGAUAUGUGUAAUGCAACAUUUAAUCGAAAAAGUAGUUUAAAUCGUCAUAAACAAUUAAUGCACAAUCGAGAAAAACCAUUUUCAUUAAAACAUUUACACGUGAAAGUACGUUAA
Chrysoperla carnea is the source of this 651-nucleotide messenger RNA. Its product is annotated as gastrula zinc finger protein XlCGF71.1-like. The transcript is spliced from 3 exons. NCBI's taxonomy places the organism in Eukaryota, Metazoa, Arthropoda, Insecta, Neuroptera, Chrysopidae. Bases 1 to 651 code for a protein of 216 amino acids. The record is from RefSeq and is a predicted model, not a curated record.